AUGAGCUCCAGCCUGAACAAGAUCGCCCUGGUGACUGGAAGCACGGAUGGCAUCGGCCGUCACACUGCGCUAAAGUUGGCGCAAGAGGGCUACGAAGUGAUCAUCCAUGGGAGAAACCCGAAGAGGAUCGAAGAUGCACUCGCAUUCAUCAAAUCAAAGUGUCCCAACGCCCAUCUCCAAUCAUUCCAGGCCGAUUUUGCGCGAUUGGACGAUGUCCGUAAGCUCGGGAACGAGAUAGCCUCCAAGUACCAGUGCAUCGACGUUCUGAUCAACAACGCAGGUGUCUACGAGGAGAGUAUGAAGAAGACAGUGGAUGGUUUCGAAAUGACCUUUCAAGUUAACGUCCUCGCCGGAUUCCUCCUUACCACCCUAUUGAUGGACACGGUCGCCAAGGCGGAGGAGCCGAGGAUCAUAAUCACGUCCUCCAUCAGCCAAGGCAGCAGCAUAGACUUCGACAACCUCAACAUGGAGAAAGGGUUCAGCAGCCAUGGGUCAUACUCUCUGUCGAAACUCUGCAACGCCAUGCACGCCAUAGAGUUGGCCGAGAGGAUGAAGAAGCGACACCCGCACGUCACUGUCAACACGCUGGAUCCUGGGACCGUUAACACCAAGAUGCUCCUGGCGGGUUGGGGGAUGUGUGGGAUCGACGUUGAGCGAGCCAACAACGAGUUCAACCUGGCUACAGACGCCUCGCUCAAGGGGAAGAGCGGAUUGUACUUUGUGGGCGGGCGCGAGACUAAAGCCUCGAGGCCGUGCUAUGAUAAGGACCAGAGGCUGAAGCUGUGGAAGAGAAUGGAGGAUAUGACAGGAGUACGCUGUCUCCCCGAAGAUUGA
Guillardia theta CCMP2712 is the source of this 834-nucleotide messenger RNA. RefSeq lists its product as hypothetical. Bases 1 to 834 code for a protein of 277 amino acids. NCBI's taxonomy places the organism in Eukaryota, Cryptophyceae, Pyrenomonadales, Geminigeraceae. The record is from RefSeq and is a predicted model, not a curated record. The transcript has 5 exons.